AUGCCGGAGGCCGGAAAUGCCUCAGAUAUCGAUACCACGCCGAACGCGUACCAAGAUAAAGAUAACGCUGACCCAGAUGAGUCAUCGGUUAUCUACACAUCGACUAAGAUGGAAAAUGCAGAAACUGGUUAUUAUGAUAUGUUCCUCAGUGUCACUAGCAGCCUCUGUGAACACGUACAGCCGCUAUGCUUGACAGGACGAGAGCGGUUUUUCUCGCUUUCUUUAUUUCAGUUGGAGAAAAGAAGAGGAGCAUUCUCACAAAAUCAUUACAAGGGGAAAUGGCAGCUGUACCCUCCAGAGUGGAGACCCAAACAGGCAGCAGUUGGAGGUAAAUCCAAAUUGUUCUAUUCAGACGUGAUCAAGGGCCCCUUGUCCUCCGAUCUAUCUGCAUCUACGCCAGAAGUCUCGGUUCAUAUGCCCAUGGUGAGCGCCCCGCGCGCGGCGCACGCCGCCGCAAGUGCGAGCGUUGCUCGCGCGGUCGUCAUGACUGUUACAAUGCAAGUCCGCCCCUUUUCCAAAGACUUUUUGGUUACUAACGAGUAUCAUAAGCUCCCCAUGCCGCUCUCCCGGCUGCGGCGCGUUUGGUUGUGGCCCGGUACACAAUUCCGAAGGCGUUCUCGCCCUCUGGCUUUUUAUGCUGCCCGAAUCAACCGAAACGAAUACCACGAGUUUCAUUUCAUUUGUUCCCGGAGGAUGCCAGUUCGAAUCAGCACCAGAGAAGCCGUGGUCUUCUUUCUGUAUCUGGUUUCGCAAACAGACUAUUACUUUCCCGCAAGAGUUGGAGAGAGCCUGAAACUGGAUGUGGUAUAUACCCUCCCGCAAUUUGGGUGCUUGGACAUCCCUCUGUGGUCUCUCUUAAUGAGAGAGAUAUGCUCGCUGAUGCUGCUGCGAUACCACGAGGAGCUCUACGGUAUCGCGCAGAGCCAUACCCUCACCUUAUGUGGACGUUUCCUGGAUUAG
Paecilomyces variotii is the source of this 960-nucleotide messenger RNA. RefSeq lists its product as hypothetical. The transcript is spliced from 8 exons. The record is from RefSeq and is a predicted model, not a curated record. Lineage: Eukaryota; Fungi; Ascomycota; Eurotiomycetes; Eurotiales; Thermoascaceae. Bases 1 to 960 code for a protein of 319 amino acids.